AAAAAUUUCCAUCGCCAAGGAGGUUGUUGUCUCGUUGGUUGUAACGAAACCAACUACUCUGUGCUAGUGUGGGUAAACCAACCAGACUCCUGCGUAGCAAGAGGAGAAGAAGAAUCAUUCACUUCUGUUUCUUCAUGCUCAUCUCGCUCUCAUCGCAAAAUCACAUUCUUUCUUCUUUCGUUAUUGGGAAGAACAAUGAUUCUCCAAUUAAUUUCAGGGCCUUCAAUCUCUUCAACAAUCCAAACUCAAAUCAAAAUCCAAUUCCCAAUCCCAGUCCCACCGCUCAGGCUCCCAAAGUCAUCCCACUAUCACAGUGAUUGUUGGCCUGUGAGAAUUUGGUCCAGCGCCGCGGAAUCAGCCUCGUCAAAGAUGGAUUUGAAACAAGAAGCCCCACCGGCGCCGCCACGGCCCGUUUCAAACAUUUCAUCUUCGUCUUUGUUGGCAACUGCGCAGCUUCAGGAACCGAAUGGUGGCAAAACGAAGAGGCCAUACACGGGAAUGGGGCCUUAUACCGGCAGAGAUCCCAACGUCAAGAAGCCGGAGUGGUUGCGGCAGCGAGCGCCUCAAGGACAGAGGUUUGAAGAGGUUAAGGACUCAUUAUCUCGUUUGAAUCUCCACACAGUCUGCGAGGAAGCCCAAUGCCCAAAUGUCGGAGAGUGUUGGAAUGGAGGUGUUGAUGGUAUUGCAACUGCAACAAUUAUGCUCCUUGGAGAUACUUGCACCCGUGGCUGUAGAUUUUGUGCAGUGAAAACCAGCAGAAAUCCUGCCCCACCUGAUCCAAAGGAACCGGAAAACACUGCAAAGGCUGUUGCGAGUUGGGGUGUGGAUUAUAUAGUGUUAACAAGUGUUGACCGUGAUGAUCUACAUGAUGGUGGAAGCAGCCACUUUGCGCAGACUGUUGCAGCUAUGAAGAAACUCAAGCCUGGGAUCAUGGUUGAGUGUUUAACAUCUGAUUUCCAGGGUGACUUAAAUGCUGUUGCAAAACUUGUUCACUCAGGAUUAGAUGUGUUUGCACAUAAUAUUGAGACUGUGAAACGUCUCCAGCGGAUUGUAAGAGAUCCUCGGGCAAGGUACGAGCAGAGCUUGUUAGUUUUGAAACAUGCAAAGGCUAGUAAGGAAGGGAUGAUAACGAAAACUUCUAUUAUGUUGGGCCUUGGAGAAUCUGAUGAUGAAUUGAAGGAAACUAUGGCUGAUUUAAGGGCCAUUGAUGUUGAUAUUUUGACACUAGGACAGUAUCUGCAGCCGACUCCAUUACACCUGACUGUCAAGGAAUAUGUUACCCCUGAAAAAUUUGCUUUUUGGAAGGAGUACGGAGAGUCUAUAGGAUUCCGUUAUGUAGCCAGUGGACCCCUGGUUAGAUCGUCAUAUAGGGCUGGAGAGCUCUUUGUUAGGACAAUGGUGAGAGAAAGGACUGAGCAAACUUCUGGCAUUUCCUAGCAAUUCUUGGUCAUUGUUCAAUUUGUUGAGGGUGGAUUUUAAACAUGGCUAGAGCUUGGCAACAUAAGCUGGUGCGGUUGGGGUUUCUAUACCCAUCAUUCUGGUUCUUGUAAUUUUGUGGAAUGCUAGCGUUUCAGUCAGGCACACAUCCAUCCAAAGUAAUAGGGGCCGUGCCAAUAGGAGGCAUUGUAAUUAUGACUUAUCCUAUAUGCAUAUUUUCCUCCAUACAGAGCGUGUCGAUUUGUGAAUGAUGAGAAAGAUUACAUAUGUUGAUGCUCGUAGUGGUUCUUAUUGGUUAGCUGGUGUUAUUUUCAUGCAUGACUUGAGGAUCCAGUUUGGCAUGCUCUACCAAGAGGUCAGCCUAAAGGUUGUCUACAAUUUUGUGCAAGGGAAAAACAGUUCCCGACAUCUUUGAUGUUUCACAAUCUUGUAUGCAUUAAUCUAGUUUGGUACUUUCUACCCAAGGAAUGUAAAGAUUUUGUCAAGCAUUGUUUGGUAACACUUGAAAAAUAUUAAAUAUUGCAAUGAAUAAUUUUCUAAAGCUAUUGAUGCCCCAAAA
Molecule: messenger RNA, 1996 nt
Organism: Malania oleifera
Lineage: Eukaryota; Viridiplantae; Streptophyta; Magnoliopsida; Santalales; Ximeniaceae
Product: lipoyl synthase, chloroplastic
Exons: 7
Coding region: 196-1437 (413 amino acids)
Biological process (GO): lipoate biosynthetic process
Cellular component (GO): chloroplast; mitochondrion
Molecular function (GO): lipoate synthase activity; 4 iron, 4 sulfur cluster binding
Source: RefSeq, a predicted model, not a curated record